Messenger RNA from Plasmopara halstedii, 765 nucleotides. RefSeq lists its product as uncharacterized. The coding region runs from base 1 to 765 and encodes 254 amino acids. NCBI's taxonomy places the organism in Eukaryota, Oomycota, Peronosporomycetes, Peronosporales, Peronosporaceae. The record is from RefSeq and is a predicted model, not a curated record. The transcript has a single exon.
AUGGAAGCCAUCACCAUGGAAUAUCAAGGUCAUCAACACUUGAAAAAGGUGAUAGGGAAGCAAAACCGUGAUCUAUCCGAUGAAAGGGUCGCGUUACCAGCGAUUAUCAGUCGGGCUAAAGCUGCUGGUUUGAAGCUCAUCAAAUCGAUAGAUAAUGACAGCAUUAAUGAGAAAGUGGAAGACCCGGUGGCGUUCUUCGGCACAAAGUUCACUGACAAAAAUUUUGAUCAACGAAUCAAAAAAAUGACGCUGUUCGAAAGCGCCCGAUCUUCGAUCCACGCGUAUUUCGAGGCUGAGACAUAUCACAAGCCUAGUGAACGCGCGUUAGAAAGAGCAUAUGAUAUGGUCAUUGCUAUCCUGUCAGAGAAUCUAAAGCCUCUUGACUUCGUUAAACAGAUCAACGUGGCUGGAAGGAGUAAGAUUCCCGGAGUACAAAAGUUAGCAGAAAGCCAGAUUCGUAGAUUCCUUCAUAAUUGGAUCGCUACAGCCAAAGUUCUCACAGGCAACGAGAAUCCGACGGGAAUUGGCGAAAUCCUGCUUGACGAGAAGAAUUACACCAACAAAUUCAACGUUGCAACGCUUAAUUUGCUUCAAUCUGGAAGCCCGUCAGCAGCAUACGGGAUGAAGUGUUUGUUGAUGAUGUUCACGAAGAAUACUGCAACAACAAUUUUGGAAAGUGUAGCGCUUCUGGUCCGACUUUCGGAACUUCAACACGUUAAAAUUGGGAUAUCGGCGACCAAGCUUGCUUCUCGGCCAAAAACAUAG